AUGUCAUGGCAGACCCCACACGAACUUGGUGGGCCAUCUUACUCAGUCCCAUUGAGGAGUAGGGAUGCAAGAACUGCAAGCAGAGAUGGAGCAAACAGCGAUCUUCAGGCGUUCUUCGAUGACCUUAAUAGACUUAUUCAGCUAUUUAGCAACAAGGGCUUUACUGCAAGGGAGAUGGGUGAACUGCUGGAUGGGCAGGAAAUAGCGGUGAAAAGGCUUUCGAGGAAUUCGGGACAAGGAAUGGAUGAGUUGAAGAAUGAGAUUGUACUGAUUGCCAAACUUCAACAUAGGAAUCUGGUUAGGCUCGUGGGUUGGUGCUUGGAAGGAGAAGAGAAGCUGCUUGUGUAUGAGUAUGUUCCUAACAGGAGCCUUGACACAUUUCUGUUUGGUGAGUCCAAUUACACUAAUAUAAUUCAGUAG
Magnolia sinica is the source of this 420-nucleotide messenger RNA. RefSeq names its product cysteine-rich receptor-like protein kinase 10. Gene Ontology annotation, molecular function: peroxidase activity; ATP binding; protein kinase activity. Gene Ontology annotation, biological process: protein phosphorylation; response to oxidative stress. The transcript is spliced from 3 exons. The record is from RefSeq and is a predicted model, not a curated record. Lineage: Eukaryota; Viridiplantae; Streptophyta; Magnoliopsida; Magnoliales; Magnoliaceae. Bases 1 to 420 code for a protein of 139 amino acids.